Molecule: messenger RNA, 681 nt
Organism: Lathyrus oleraceus (garden pea)
Lineage: Eukaryota; Viridiplantae; Streptophyta; Magnoliopsida; Fabales; Fabaceae
Product: protein SKIP34
Exons: 1
Coding region: 167-433 (88 amino acids)
Source: RefSeq, a predicted model, not a curated record
GGAAUAACCAUUAACUUGACCAUAACGAUAAACAAAAAUAAAAACAAAAAAAUAAAAAUUUUAUAACCAAAUUAAUUAGGUGCAAAAGAAAACGUGAAUUGGAGGAGAAAAAUUUCAGCAUCCCAAAAUCCCAACCCAGAACUCUCUUUCAAUCAAUACCGACGCUAUGUGUUGUGGCCAAUAUCCGUUGUUUCCAAAAGACGCCGGCAACGAUCACUCACCGUCGGUGCUCGACAACCUCCGCGUCCGCCUCGCCGACACCGAAGCUCGCCUCGCUCGCGCCAGAGCUCGUGAAGCCCAGCUCACGCGCCGUCUUCAUGAGAUGAAGCGCUUCCUAUCUGUUAUGGAAAUUCUUGAAGGUUAUCUCAAACGCCGUUACCGUCUUCAACAACAACGUCUCGCUCGCCUCCUUUCUCUCCCACCUGCCCUGUAACCGUCACCGGGAACCCUGUCUAUAUGCUGUUGUUACAAAAUUGUGGAUGUUUGUUGUAAAAUUCGCGCUGCUUUAAUCUUUAAUUUUAGCGGAUUUGUGGAUUUCGUUUAGAAUCUUCGUUGUUAGGGUUUAUUGUUUAGGGGAAUUGUUGUUGUUUUUAUAGAUUUUGUGAAUUUGAUUGAUGAUAUAAGAUUGGAAAUUGUUACUUUGUUGUUUGUAGAUUGAAUUGAAGCUGUGCUAUUUUCUCA